ACCCCCAGUUUAACACUUGGGAGAUUUUAAUAAUAACAGAUAUGCAAACAGAUGUGAAUAUAGGUUAGUAGGAGUGGUAUCCAGCAGCUCCCUCCCUUUCUCCGUCCAUCAGGAAGUUUCAGUUGUCGGCUGAGACUUGUACGGACUCUGGCGGGCGGUUGGACUCUCGUCCAGGCGGCAGAGAUGACUUGAGCGUCGGACCGCAGGAUAUUUUUCUUUUGCUCUCGCUUCAAUAUUUAUCACAGUAGUGUCCAAAAAACAAAAAAAAAUGCUCACAUGGAAAGCUUUAUUUAACACCAGCUCCGAGUUAGCGCUGAGCUGUGAGUGAAAAUUGCCUGAGGAAUCAUGGCAAACGUCAAAGUUGCCAUACGAGUCCGUCCUCUCAGCGCAAAGGAGAAUGCGGCUGGAGGAAGGCUAGCAGUUCAGGUGGAGGACAAGUUCGUGAGGAUCCGAAAUGUAAAGCUGGAUGAACGUACAGAUGGUGCUAUAGAUUCCAGGGAGAAGCUUCUGGAGUUUUGUUUUGACUACUGCUACUGGUCGGUGGACCCUGCAGACCCCCACUAUGCAUCACAGGAGGAGGUGUUCCAGGACCUGGGCAUGUUGGUGCUGUCCGGAUCUUCUGAGGGCUACAAUGUGUGUGUGUUUGCUUAUGGGCAAACGGGAUCUGGAAAGACGUACACCAUGAUGGGGACACCGGACAACAUUGGUUUGACCCCUAGAAUCUGUCAGGGGCUCUUUAGGUCUGAAGACGCUUUUCCUGAUGGGCAAAGUUCAAGCAGAGUCGAGAUCAGCUUCCUGGAGAUAUAUAAUGAACGUGUAAGAGACCUGCUGAGAGGAGGAGAGCAGAAGAAGAAAACCUCAUUAAAAGUCAGAGAACACCCUGAGAAAGGACCCUACGUACAAGACCUGUCUCAGCAUGUGGUCUCAGACUGCAAGCAGGCCAUGAGCCUUUUAGAGCAGGCCCUUGCCAACCGCAUGACAGCGGCAACCCACAACCACGAUGCCAGCAGCAGAUCCCACGCCAUCUUCACCAUCCAGUACACACAGGCAAACCUGGAAAAUAACCUUCCUUCAGAAACCGUCAGCAAGAUUAACCUGGUGGACUUGGCUGGGAGUGAGAGAGCAGAUCCCAACUACUGCAGGGAUAGACUGACAGAGGGCUCCAACAUCAACAAGUCUCUGGUCACUUUGGGCAUCGUCAUUUCUGCUCUUGCCCAGAACUCCCAGAUGUCCAGCAGCUGCCAAAGUAUAAACAGCAUGGCUUCAGAGGGCGAUGGUAGCAUGAUGGGUAGCCACAGCAGCUCGCUGUCUGGAGGAGGAGGAGGAGGAGGAGGGAGGAGGCACUGCUUCAUUCCCUACAGAGACUCGGUCCUAACUUGGCUGCUGAAAGACAGCCUGGGUGGCAACUCCAAGACUGUUAUGAUUGCAACGGUCUCACCUUUUGCUAACAGUUACAACGAGACUCUUAGCACGCUCCGCUACGCUGCCCAUGCCAGAAAUAUUGUCAACAAGCCUCGGGUUAAUGAGGAUGCCAAUGUUCGGCUGAUCAGGGAACUGAGGGAAGAGAUUGACAGACUGAAGAGCAUGCUGCUCAGCUUUGAGAUGCAACGUAAUCCCAGUCCAUCCCUGAGUGAUGAGAGAGAUGGAAAUCUUCCUGACAUUGUGCUACAGAAUGAACUAAAGGUGGAACAAUUGACGAAGGACUGGUCGGAAAGCUGGAGAGACAAGAAGGAGCAGCUGGGGCACUACAGUGUGGACAUCAACAGAGACCGGGCCGGCUUCUUCAUCAACUCACCCCAGCCACACCUGGUUACCCUCGACAGAGAUGUUCUCAGCACCGGAAUCGCCUUCUAUCACCUCAGAGAUCAGUUUGAUGAGCCACAAAUAGUUCUCCAGGGCAGUGCUAGCUGUGCGAUUGAAAAUCAUGGAGGUGUGGUAACGCUCAGGCCGCUGCCGGGCUGCAUCUGCCUGCUCAAUGACAGAGAGGUCACUGAGCCCUGCAGGCUGGCUCAAGGGAUGGUGAUCACCUUGGGAGGACUGCAUAAAUUCCGCUUUAACCAUCCAGCAGAGGCAGCUGCCCUCCGGGAACGCAGACGGACCAGUGAAGGCAGCAUGACCUGUACCUACAUUGACCUUUGCCCCUUGAACCCUGAUCGCAGUAUUGAAGAAGCAGAGCUCCAAGGACAGCCGAGUGCCUGUCUCUCCCCCAGUGAGGAGCCUACUAUUAGACAGCGUGUAGAGGAGCAGCAGCGCUACGUGGAGAGUUUGCGAGAGGAGAUCCAGGCUGCACAAAGGCGGGCUGAGAGGGAGCUGGAGAGGGAGCAGGCCCACCUUCGACAGCAGCACAACGAGAUCCAGCAGUGGAUUUUGCAGGAGAAACGGUGCCUGACAGUUCUAGAGCAGAGAGUCACCCAAGAGUGUGGAGUUCAAACAGAUUUUAUACCUGCAAACCGUCUGGAGCGACUGACAGUUCAGUCGUCUGAGGAUCAUGACUCUCUUAAAGUGGAUUGUCCCUCCCAGGUGGUAAGGGCCAGGAAGAAGGUGGUGCAGGAGGAGCUAUUGAAGCAUCAUGCCCUUUGUUGUACUGAAAGCCGCAUCCGUCGGAAAAGGCUACACUACCAACUGGAGAGAAUAGGCCGCAAGCAGCAUCUGUUGGAAGCUGAAAAGGAGUUAAAGCGGCUGGAAAAGGAGCUGCCUCCAGGACCAGACAGCACUGAUUCUCCUGAGCUGGGGUCCUCCUUGAAGCACAGAGGACAGCCACCUGUUUUUCGAAGACACUCGUUUUCAGCAGAUAUUCUGUCACGACUCUACCCGCAGCACACCUCUAUCUUCAGACAUUUCCUGAAGAGAAACAGAUCCACAGAACUGACUUUAAGUUCCUCCAAAGCGUCUGAUUCUGUUGGCAGCAGGAAGUGGGUUUCGGAUGAGUGUCUUCCUCGGGAAAGGGCACAAAGUUGUUCUGGGACCAUCUUAGGGCAAAGUCAGUCCUGUCACAGUAGAGUAAGCUCUUCUGAAAACAUUAGACAGACUUUCAGAGAAAAGCCACAAGCUCAGCCCUGUCGGGAACGGCCAGAAAGGAAACCCCUGCUGCCAAACCGAGAUCUGUCUUUUAAAAACAGAUCUGAUCCGAAUUCAACAGUUACUCUCAAGUCACUACUUGAAACUACUGUGCAGCAGGUCAGCAAAGAAAAUAUACAAGGAUCCACAACAGACGAACCCAGUUCGCAGAUUGUCCCUUGUACAAACGUGACAACCCCAUCACCCACAAAUAACAGCAGGCUGCAAACCAUAAGGAAAACGUUCUCUCGUUCUGUGGGGCCCAGGUUAAAAACAGCUCUUUCUAAAGUCUUCAGAAUACCACCCUCAGGUGUGAAUGCAGGACAAGACCCCAAAUCUCUGGGUAAGAAAGCAAGCAAAUUUCACUGGAGACAAAAAAGAGACAGGAGCCUAAAAGAUACCAGUAUAAGCCGAAGCAAAUGUGUCCUUAAAACAGCUGUCUCAUGUGAGGCGCUUGAGCAAAGAACUUUGUUUGAGGACUUAAGACAGAGGCCGUGGCAUAGUACCGAGGCUCUGAUGAACAAGAUGAGCAGGUGGGUCGAGAGGCAGCAGGGAUUAUUUGAAUGGAAGGAGGAGAGGGAUGACGAAACGUCAGACUGUGAGAGCCUGUUCUCUCUUGAUUCCCUGUCCUCCGCUUAUGCAACAGCUCUAGCAGAGCAACUGAGACAUGAGGAAGCAGCUCAGAGUGAAGCAGAAAGCGAAGACAGUCAGAUGUCUAAAGAUUCCUUGGCAAUGGAGAGCAGUGGGAAAUACUCUACAGUGAAGAGGCUGAGCCGCACAAUUGUGCCAACUUACUCGCUGGUAACAGAUUGCUUUCGUUCAUCCAUGGUACAGAACAGGACAGCAGAGAGUAGUGUGGAAUGGGGCACCUGUCAGAAAACUCAGGUAAUCCCAGUAGAGGCAUUCUGGAGCCAGCAAGGCUCCCCAAAGUUGGGACAUAAAGGGAAAAUUGGAGUAACGAGGAGUCUGUUGUCUCAAAGCCCAUUAGUAACAGAUUCCACAGGCAAAGACACUGUGCACAAAUUGAUUGAGGACUUUGGGAACAUGCAGACCACUUCAUCUAGCAGCCCACACUCCCUAAGCAGCUGCAGUGUGAGGGAGCCAGAAAACCUGGUGGCACUCACUGAUCCCUGGUCUUCUGCUGAUGCAGCAGACAGUCCAAGGAUUCACAGGGAUUCCCUACCUUUCCAAAGUCAAAUGUCAUUCAGAGAUGUGAGAGAUGUGGAGAACAGCAGCAGUAGUGCCAGUCCGACCAGUAUGAGCCUGUCAAACUCUGAGAGCAGAUACAGAAGCUGUAGCUUGUCUACCAGCACUGAGGUUGCAGAUGUAACAGUGCAGGAAAACAGGCUUGAGGUUUCAGGGGAAUCUCGGAGUUUAACACCAGAAGAUGUAGAGCAGUUAGACCAAUGGUCAGAGCAUAUGGAAAAGAUGGUUACAGAUACUCCAAAUUACAGCAGCAGCAACAAUUCUGCAUUCUUAUCUACUGCAGAUCAGGCCACUUCUGUGUCACCCACUGGGAUUCACCAAACUGCACAAGCAACAUCAAAUUUUCUUCCAGUGCUUACAGAUGCACCUGAUAUGGUAGCUGAUGACAUUUCUAUAUCCUCUGACAGUGAAAUGUGCACCUCAGGCUGUCAGUCACUAAUGCAUUUCUCUACAAAUCCUACUAAUCAAGAUCAAGCAUUACAGGCAAUAUCUGACACUGAGCAUGAUGUACUGUGCAAUCUAGAUAGUGCAACAGAAAAGUUGAAAGAUGUACAGCAGUAUCAUUUUGGGAAUACCAAAGAUGCAUCACUUAAAGGGGAUGAAACGAAAGAUGCUGGGAAGUACACUGCACCACAUCAGGAGUGUAUUAAAUCUGCUUGUAAAAGUUCCAGGAAGAGGAACAAAGACCAGGAUGCUUUCAUGGGCAGCCUGAAAAUUCCAAAAAGGAGAGAGCAGGCAACUUUCAGCUCGACACCAGUUGGCAGCCAAGAAGAUGUUUGGCUAGAUUGCUAUAACAACAUCAGUGACACUAAAGGGGAGAAAUCUGCUAUGGAAACUGACAGCCACGGAUUUGAUCCUGCUUGUGCUGAAGGUAGUGUUAGCCAAGACAUAUCGACUUCAGUGGCAUUGUCCGCUUCUGAUCACAUGAGCAGGAAACUUGGACAAGUCUUUAAGGAUUUGGAAUGUGGUGACAAACGUUUUCAGAAUGGUGCCUCUGUGGGAGAUAAAGUAUUUGAAAAGGGAGAUGUGUUUGCAGAAACAAAAGGGGGAGAAUUCCACAGUGAUUGCUACAGAAAACAUCAAGAAAACACAAAACACAUAUGCAAGUCAGAUGCUAUUUGUAGUGCCAUUGACAUGAGAAUCUCUGAAGUGGUGAAAGAACACAUGAGUUUGUCAGUGUUUGACAGUGAUGGUGGCAGGAAGGAGAGCAGUCAAAGCCUGAAUGCCUUAGCAUCAUGUACAGUUCAUUUUGGCUGUAAUGGUCAUGAAAAUAGAUGGACAAAGAAACUGCAGAGAGAUGAAGGGACAAACCUCAGUGGACAUGAUACAGUGGAAAUGAAAGAUGAAAGUGUGCACCCGGCAUCACGUAUGCCACCUGAAUUGAGGACUAACCAUGAGAGCAAUAUCCUUACAUUUGCUGAAGGAACACUGGAGAGUGCCCAGGCUCAUAACUUUUCUGAUGGGACCUACAACAAGCCAAUGAAUAAUUGUCUUUUCCUAAACUCCUCUUUCAAAAACAUCACAUUAAAACAUAGCCAGGUGGAAUCUAAGGACAACAGCAACUCCACUUUGCAACCAGUUAGUUUGUCCUCAAUGCCUGACACCUCUUCAACAGAGAAAUAUGUCGGUUCUCAAGGAAAUGCUGUGGAGAACAAUGCUCUGUCUCAAGAAAUGAGUGACAUGACUUUUCAUCUUUAUUCUACCAUCAGUGAUAUGUGCUCAGUGAAGAGCCAAACAUGUUCUGAUGCUCCUGGCAUGGAUCCCGAUAGCCCACAACUUCAUCAUAUUCCCUAUGAAACACCUUCCAGCCUGGUUGAUAUGAAGGUAAACUGUGAAUUUAACCAUGUAAAGGUUGUCGGUGUGGAAUCUGCAUACGGGGUGGAAGAUGAACAAAACUCACUGAGGAUGAUUGAACAUUUCCAGAGUAGUUCUGACACACCUGGAACCAUGAAAUUAUUACCUGACACAGAGCCUUUAACAGCACUCAGUCAUCACAGCAACCAGAAUGCAACUACUGAUGUGAAUGCCUCUAUGAAUGGGUUUUCUAUUACUCCUGUCCAUGAUGGAAAUGUUGAAAUAGACAAUACACCAGGAGAUAAACCUUCUGUCACUGCACAGGACCAGUUCAGCUGUCCACAAACCCAUUCAGAUAACUUGGCUAAGACCUUUGUGGUAAACAUGAAUUACAACAACAAAUGCCAGAAUUUAUCUAAUUCACACAACUUCGAUAAAGAUUCUCAAACUGGCAGCAAAGGAAACAGUGUAAUAAAAAUGGACACAUUGACCUACCAGUCUGAAGCACGGGUUUCAAAGAUUUUUGCAAAUGAGUCCAAAUGUGAAGCAAGUAUUUCUGGUUUUAUGCAGCUGCAACACAAAAUGCCACAGGAAAAUUGUGUUGGAAAUACAAGUUGCCAUGGAUGUGUCAUUUCCAGAGAGAGUGACAUAAACACAUCUGGUAAUAAAUGGGCUAAUGUUGCUCUUAUGCCUAAAAAGACCAAGUCUAAGAGGUUCAGAAGGUCUAAGAGCCAGACUCAUCCUGCUUCUUUCUCUGAGUCCUCUCUUAAGUCAUCAGAUGAGGAUGAGGAAGAUGACAACACCUCCAGAGUGCAUCACAGCAGACUGUCUUUUAAAUGGCUAAAGCUCGGCACUCUGAGUAAUGGCAGACAACAAGUAAGACAGGUUACUAAUAAUGACACAGAUAUUUCUACUUUGGAGCCAGAGAGUAAAUCUACAAUAAAGACUCAUUCUCAUGGUGCUCAAGGAAAACCUGGGGUAAAACUAAGUAGGGAUUGCAUCCAAAAAAGACCCUCUUUACCCCCUCACGCACUGUCACAAAAGACAAAUGUAGAAGAAGUCCACUCGUAUGCAAAGAAAGGUGAACCACAACAUUCACUGAAGUCUCAGGGAUCUGCUAUGCAUUUUGCCUCUAGUGACAUCAACCCUUUUGUUCACCAGUGGCAAGGCAAUGACUCAAACCAACAUUGUUGUAGGAACCCCACAUUCGGGAGUGCUGCUGACCUAUCCUGCAAAUCUCCGCUUUUAAACAGUGCUGAAAAACAUAUAACAAGAUGCUGCAGUGUCGACAAUGGUUUGAAUGGGCAGAACUCUCCUUUCACUUCCCAUCUGAGCACUUAUGUCACCAGCAAAGGGCUCUCUAGUACACUUAGCAGUAUGGAGGAUUAUAAGGAACAAGAGACUAAACCAGCGCAGCUUGCAGCCUGUCAGCAGGCCUCCGUUGAUGAUAGUGAUCGCCUAGCCAAUCUGAUGGUCAACUGCAGUUCUUCCAGUAAUGAUGUUCCUGGUAGUUUUGGUAACAGCUGCAGUCAUGUGGAUAAACUCAUGUUUGUUUCCUCAUCUGAGCAAGAGUCCCAGGAGAACAAAAUGCCGGCACCGAGGAGGACGACGACAUGUGAACACAGCACUCAAACUGAGCGUGGGCUUUCAAUAGUAAAUACGAGUAACUGCAGUAAGAGGAAAGAUCGUCACAAAAGGAGUUGCACUGAUGUACCUGCAACACAGAAAGCUAAAGUGGACAUUAAAGAAUCUCCUACAUGGGCCAGCAUGGAAAGCAUGUCGGUUCACCUCUCCAAGCUCAUUGACAACACGUCAGACCUGCUGGGGGACGUCCAAGGAAUGAGAACAGGUGGAGUUCGCAGGUCCAGUUCGAGGAGGAGUGUCAACUUGUCAAAUAUUAGCAUCUCUUAUAGUGAGUCUGUUGACUGCACCAAGAGAGAGUGCUCAACGCAAACCGCAGUAGAUGUUGGGAUCCAGACCGAAAGGCCAGCAGAGGAGGAAGUUGCUGUUCAUCAAACAUCCAAGGAAAUGUCGAGACUUCAUGAAGUCAAUGUGAUAGUUAAAGUGAUUGGCUGUGAGGGUGUCAGUGUAUCACAAGACAAGGAUGUGCAUUGUGUGGCGAAAACUAGAGCAAACGCAGAUAAAAAGAUGCAUAGCAUGCCUGACUUAAGUUUUAAUACCUUUGCUGCACUGCAGUCAGAGGCUGUCCCUUUGAAAAUACCUCGUGUGAAGACUGCAGCUGAAUGUCAAAGACGUGUAAAAUCCGCUCCUUCUAGAGACUCAAAGCAAAGCUUGCUGGAAGCACCAUGUCACAGAAGUGUCGCAGUCUCUGAAAUCAUUCGCAGGUCAUCAAGAAGCUGCUACCAAGUAAAUUGUAGCCCGUCUACAGGAAAUGAUCCACCGUGUUCAAAAAAACAGGCUAAAUACACAGACUGUGCAUCAUCUCCCAUAUUGACCGUGGGAGCCAAAUUACACCCAAAGCAUAAAGAUAAACAGACAACACUAUGUCUUCCAAAAUAUAAAGAUGGAAAGACAAACCAUCCUACUGAGGAACACAGCCUUACUGUGUCUUCUAGAAAACAGUCAGAUUGCACAUCUGUUUCAGAUGAAGCUCCCAGACCAGAUUGUGAUGUUUCCUCUGCGAAAUCAGAAUAUGUAUCACUUGAGAUAGUGAGUGAAAUGAGUUGUUUCAGUCCUAAUGGAUCUGAGAAAUGCUCUACAAGCCUUAGCUCAUCACUGGAUAAAUAUACAGACACUGACAGGAGAAAUGUUACCUGUAAAGACAAGGACACCCACCAGCCAAGUUCACAAUGGCAGAUGAGCUCUCCACAGGUGAGGACUUCUACCAAAGGUUUAACUUUGCACAACCAUGUCUCUCCUAUAUUAAGACCACCUGAUGUACAUGCACAGCAGGGUAAAGCUAGACAUGGAGAACCAGCACGUGAUUCUGUGGACUUUUGCACUGAUUCAUACAACUCCUCCCCAGUCAGUAGCAAGACUGUUCAACUUCAAGAGGAUGACACAGUGUCACUGGUGCCCAGUGAGUGCAACACAGACAUCCUUGUGAACAUUAAACCUGUCACCAGCGUGUCCCCAUGUCAUGACCACCGGAUAGUCCCAGAAGACCUUCCAAUGCACAAUAAGUUCACCAACUGGUCAGGCAUCAACCAUCAGCGAUCAAAACCCUCUAACAAGCUGACCUCAUUUCAUAACAAUGACCUUAGUAAGAGCAAAAGCUGUGCUGAGUGGGGUGAAAUGGAAAGUUGUGGCUCCAAUAUGGAGUCUGUGGCACAAAGCGGCAAAAGGACGAGAGAGAUAGAGAGGCUGCGACAGGAGAGAGAGCAGGUGAUGGCAACAGUCAAUCUCAAUAUGAACCCUACGCCACUGACUGUGGAGCUGACGGAGGCCAAGCUACAUUACGGACUGGGUGAGACGGAUACAUUGUUGAAGAUGCUGUCACACACAUCCAGAGAAGAACCAGAGCCACUGACCUCUGCUCCUACCAAACAGCAGCUGUAUGAUCGACACCGCAGGAGUAUUGAGGGUUUGAAGCAGGAGAGGGAAGCUCAUCUCCAGACCUUUCGGAGAGCUCGUAGUCUGAGUCCCAGCAAACAUCCUCACUGCUGUCCUCAAGAGGCUGUUUCCUCCUCCAAAGUAUCUGCUGCCAUGCCCAGCCGGCGUAAAGAGUACCUGAAACAGCUCCGCCAGGAGGUCAUAGACAGCACCAGAGUACCAGAUCCUCCAAGAGGAGAGGGCAAGUAUCCGUCUGACAUUGAGCAGCUGUUGCGUGACUAUGGCAGAGCUCGAGAAGAAGCUAGGACAGAGAUUGCAAAAGCACGAGAACGACUGCGAGAGAGGACGGAGCAGGAGAAGAGGAGGCUUCAGCUGCAGACCCUGUCUCAAGAAGAUGACCUGAGGCAUCGGGCAAGAAUCAGCAACAGCACCUUAUGCACUGGAUCCAGCCUGAGUCUCUCUUCUGGACCUACAUCAGGAUACAACAGUGGCAACACUGUCCAGCUACAACACGGCAAUAGACCAGUGGUGACUGGACAGACUUCAGGGUUUCAGGGUGAAGGGCUGCAGAUCGGGACACGUCCUCCUAUAUGUGGUCCUCCAAGUGUGAAGACGCAGAGAGUCUGGUUGUCUGCCCAGGAUGUCCACCAUGAGCCUCCUGUCACCGGGUUUGAACCCCUGAUGACUUCAUCUCCGUCUUCCCCCACUUGUCCACGCCAACGCACCACUUCCUUUGGCUCCACCUCCUCCAUAUCCACAACCUAUCAGGACAUCACAUCCACUCUCCUCAGGCGAGCUCUAGCUGAGGUACAACUGGCUUCCUCCGGAGAUUUGAGCAAUCUGGUGAUGGGCAAGGCCACAGCAGGUUGGAGAUACCAAGGAGAAGAACGAGGUAUCCAGGCUUACUACAAGCCAUCAUCUGGCCCAUCGGCCCACUGCUUCCUGGGGGCAGGGCAGCUGGACAGACCCCUGGACACCCUGUGGAGCGUCAUCUCACAGCUGUCCAAAAGCCAUAUGUAUAAUCAGUCUGUCCUUUCUGUCUGGACACGACCACUAGAUGACAGCGCUCAGCUUGUCUACAUAUUAACAGAUCCAUCCACCUGUCACCUCAGUCAGCCACGGGACUUCUGCUGCAUUAGCACAGAGUCCAAGCAGGGUGGCCUGUGUGUGCUGGCAAUGCAGUCAGUGUUCGAGGAGUCUCUGCCUCGUCCCAGUUUGGAUGCCGUGCGGGGGGAAAUGAUGCCCAGUUGUUGGGUCCUGCAACCAAUUAGACACAGUGGAAAAGAUGUCACCAGGGUCACCUACCUGCUGCAGGUGGACCUAGGGACUCCAUCUUUCUCUCACCGACUCUUGAGCGCUGUUGCCAGAAGACAAGCAGCUGUCAUCGCUGACCUUGACACUUUCCUGGCUUCAUAAAUCCGCCGGACACGUGAAGACACAUUAAGCCAUGAGCACUUAGACUGAACUCUCUCUGAUGUGGAGUUAGUCUCUCUUUUGAAUUUGCACCUGAAAUUUAUUUACUUGACUUUUUUUUUAUUUCAUGAACACUGUUAUAUUCGUUUCCAGUUACAUGGUUGAAGCAGGUUUUUUUGUAUGAAGGUAUUUUUUUUAAUUAAAUAUUUAAACUGUAUUUUUAUACUUGUACAUGAAUGCUUUUAACAAUCUUAAGCCUAUUUUACCAAAGAUUUCAUAGACAUCUAUGGAAAUGUUAAAGGGAAAGUUUUGCAUGACACGUUUAGUCAGUUUAUCCAUAGCCAUAAAGUUUCCCACCUAGUCUGUGCA
Monopterus albus (swamp eel) is the source of this 11352-nucleotide messenger RNA. It is a transcript of the gene stard9, whose product is annotated as StAR-related lipid transfer (START) domain containing 9. The transcript has 32 exons. The record is from RefSeq and is a predicted model, not a curated record. Lineage: Eukaryota; Metazoa; Chordata; Actinopteri; Synbranchiformes; Synbranchidae. The coding region runs from base 346 to 10986 and encodes 3546 amino acids. Gene Ontology annotation, biological process: microtubule-based movement. Gene Ontology annotation, molecular function: ATP binding; microtubule binding; lipid binding.